This is a messenger RNA of Solanum lycopersicum (tomato), 895 nucleotides long. The record is from RefSeq and is a predicted model, not a curated record. Lineage: Eukaryota; Viridiplantae; Streptophyta; Magnoliopsida; Solanales; Solanaceae.
AAAACUCAAAAAAUAUACAAAAAAUAAAUAAAUCAAGAACACAUUUUUUUUUCAAAGAUUCAUCAAUGGAAAUAUUCAAGAGAAACAUGGGGACUCUUCGAGACGAAUUCGAAGGUGACGAUUUUUACGAUGAGUUAAGAAGACAAAUGUUAAUACUAACAACAGAAGAUGAAGAAGAUUAUGUUCAACAAUCAAAUGAUCAAUUCAAGAAUUCAAAAAGAGUAGAAAUGAAAUCUUUAGUGUUACAACAACCUAAAGGAAUUCAAUUUUAUUGGUAUGGAGAUAAAGAGGAUUAUAAUAAAGUUCCAAAAUGGUUAUUGGAUUUAUGGAGUAAAGGAAAUAGAGAUGAAGUGUUAAAUGGAACAGGAGUUUUUAUUCCACAUAUUGUCAAAUCAAGAAGAAGAAAUAAAUCAAGAAGGAAGAAUACUGAAAGAGGAAAAAUAUACAAGCCAGUGUCAACAGGAAACUGUUGAUCAAUCAAUAAUUAUAGUUUUAAUCAUCAAAAAUAAAUUAUGAAGUUUUGAUGUAUUGUAUUAGCCAUGUAAAAUAUUUAUUAGAUUUAUUUAUGAAUUUAAAAGGCACGUCUCCAUAAGAUCUACCGUAGAAUUACACAGAAUAUAUUGUUAUUGUAAUCACCUGAAUAUAUGAAGUUUUUUUCAUUAACAAACAACAAUUGCAACCAACAGAGUUGUACAUACAACGACCAACGUUUUACUAAGGACUAUCUUCAAAUAGGUAACUGACAUACCUAGUACAAGAAAAUAGCUAAAGCUAAGAUAAUAGUAUACAGAUCACACUAUAUGCUGUCAUAGUGUGAUUUCGAGUGAAAGACUUUUGAAAGUUGUGAACUUACUAUAUAAUGACUUAUCUUCACAAUUUCAAAGGUGUAGGAAAA